UCGUCUCGCUUUCCCAUUUACGCUGACGUGUUUUGAUUUAUUCCUCUUCGGGCACACUAGCUCAGAUUUGUUUAUGCAGAACGCGAAGUCUCCUUAGAGCCGAAAAAAUAGAAAACGAGAAGCGAAUAAAGUGCCCCAUUGGCACAAAACGAGCUAGCACCUAAGAACCCCACACACCACACAAGAUGUUCAACUUUAUGAAGAAGAGCGCCGGGGAUGAGGACAAGGAGCGUCGCAAGCGCGAAAAGAAGCUGCGCAAAGAGGCUAAGGGCACCUCUGGUGGCCCGGGAAUGGGAGGCGUGACAGGCGUCACCGGCAGCAUGAGCACCGACGAGCUACUCCGCCUGGAUGAGGUGCGGCGAUCACUUAAAAUCCGCGGGCGACGCAAGGAAAAGGAAAAGCUGCCCAGCGGAAUUACGGCGGACUAUAGCGCAGACUUCUUUGCCGCCCUCAAUGCAGACGCAAACGGUGGAAGCAACGGGGGAGCAGUGGGAGCUGCAGAUCCCGAACAGGAUCGUGGCAAUGAGGAGAUUGUAGCAUCUGUGAUGACGCACAUCGAGAGCCGAGCGUCCAACGGCGCCGGCGUGAGUGUCAACUACAGCGAGGUCACACAUUCUCUUCUCUCAGGAGGGCUAAAGAAUCGCUUUCUUCCACCUAUACCCCCAAAACCUCCCAAACGUGGCAUUCUGAAAGGCUCCCGCAGCAAUAUGACCAAUGUGCAUGAGGAGAUCAGCUUUGCGGGCAGCGCCGGAGGAGCAGGUGGCACGCCAGAGAUGCUAUUGCGCAACACCUUCCAGAAUGAAUCACUUUACGAGGGCGCUGCCAGGGGAGCGGGUUCGAUAGGCUCAAACUCCAGUCAGCAUGGAACCUCGUUUACUUCCGUGGAGAGCCUGCGCAGCGAUGGUGAACAGACGGGAGGUCAGCAACGGGCCAUGACCCUGCCGGCCAACGCCCGCUAUGGAGUUUUACCCCAGGGCAACAGUCAAGGAUCGCACCUCCAUGUGCUCACCUCGCCGUCGCCCAGCGCCGACAGUCUCACAGAUACCACAAACUCCUCUUUCGCCACACCCCCAUUUUCGCUGAGUCCCGUAGGCGAGUCCCAGGGCAUCGACCGUUGGGCCCGCGUUCAUGCCUUCGAAGAUGUGGAGCUGCCGCUUCCGCCGGUGCAGCUGGUAAAACUUCCGCCACCAAGGCAGCUGGUGAUCAGGCGACAAAAGUCGCCGCGCCAGGACUUCGGCUUUAGCCUGCGCAAGGCCAUCUGCUUGGACAGAACAGAAUCCCUGACUUCGCCCAUUUUCAGGCCGGUUAUAUUCGCCGAGCCAGGUGCUGGGGGCGGAGCAACGGGUCUGCUGCCCGGCGAUCGCCUAAUCAAGGUCAACGGCACGCCGGUCGGCGAAUUGUCGCGCGAGAUCAUCAUUGAGAUGAUACGGAACAGCGGCGAGGCUGUCACCGUGGAGGUCCAACCAGUCGCUGAGUUGGUGGAGCUGAGCAAGCGAUGCAUGGCACCCAGCACAGCCACCGUGGAGGAGAUCGAUCAUUCCAUUACCAACGGCAACUGCAACACCCUGCGACGCAGUGCCAGCAAGCGCUUCAAGCGUCAGAGCCGCCAUGAGAAUGGCAAUGGCGGAGGAGAAGAGGAAGGAGCCCAAGGAGUGGUCCACGAUCUGGAGGCGGAUGUUGCGGAUGCCAGUCAGCCGGAGCGCGUUUGGCUGGUGCACCGCGGUGGCUUCACUUCUGCCAUCCGUCUGCCGACUGCGUCUUCUGGCCGGGAUGAGGAGCACAAGCUUAGCCUGCGUCUUCUGCAUAAUGGGGAGCAGUUGACCGUCGACGAGGACGAUGUGGAGAAGCAGAACAGCCCUGCCCUGGAUCUUGUCGAGGACAUCUGUGAGCUGAAGUAUCUGAACGAGGCGUCUGUGCUCCACUGCCUCCGUCAGCGAUACGCCAGCAAUCUCAUCCACACCAAGGCGGGGCCCACGCUGCUCGUGGUCAAUCCCAUGGCACCGCUGUCCCUGUACUCCGAGAAGGUUGUCUCCAUGUUCCGCGGCUGCAAGACGGAGGAUAUGCCGCCCCACGUCUAUUCACUGGCCCAGACCGCCUACAGGAGCCUGGUCGAGACGCGGCGCGACCAGAGCUUGAUAUUCAUGGGCCGAUCUGGUUCUGGCAAAUCCACUAGCUUCAAGCAUGCACUCAACUACCUCGCGUUGGCAGCUGGUGCCUACAAUAAUUUUAUAAACGCGGAAAAGGUGAAUGCCCUCUGCACCAUUCUGGAGGCUUUUGGAAAUACGAAAACUUGCCUAAACUCGAAUGCCACUCGGAUGACGCAGCUGUUAAGCCUGGAUUUCGAUCAAACCGGCCAGAUUGCAUCUGCUUCAUUGCAAGUUCUCCUCCCAGAGAGACAAAGAGCUGGCCGACGAUUGAGCCAUGAACAUAGUUUCCACAUCAUGACACGACUCUUGGCUGGCGCCGCUGGUUUGCUACAGAAGGAGCUGCACCUGGAGAACAUUACCUCCGAGGACAGUCAUCCUUUUAUAUCGUUAUCCCAAAAGCUGGAGGACCGGCAUCGAGCUGCCAAUGACUUUAUGCGCACUGUGCAGGCCUUUGAGACGCUGAACAUUGAUGCAAAGGCGGUACGGGGGAUAUGGAGCAUUCUGGCGGCCAUUUACCAUCUUGGCAUUGCGGGUGUCACGAAAGUGGGCACUGGAUCAACAGCCCGAACUCAGUUUGCCAAUCCCACGGCCGCUCGAAAGGCCUCGGGUUUGUUGGGCGUGAAUCUAGAGGAUCUGUCAUCAGCUGCCUUUGGUCUCACCCAACCAAAUGCCCCCAACGGUGGUCUGAGUCCCUCGAAAUCGCCCACCUCGGACACUGGACACGAAUGGGCCUGGGAAUGUCUCGAGGCGUUGGUCAUUGGUCUAUACUCGGAGGCUUUGGCCGCAGUGGUGGCUUUGAUCAAUCGUCAGAUCUGCACAUCUGCCCACACCAUAGCCUCAAUUAUGCUAAUUGACACGCCCGGCUUCCAAAAUCCAGCCAGCUGUGGCCAGCAAGUGGGUGCUACUCUAGCGGAUCUGCGUCACAACUAUCUGCAGGAGCGUCUGCAGAUGCUCUUCCAUCACACCACACUAGUGGCUCCCCGCGAUCGCUACGCCCAGGAGCUGGUGGAAAUCGAGAUGGACCAGGCUUCGGAGUGUCAUCCGGGACCGCUGAUCUCGCUAAUCGACAAGGCACCCCAGAACCAUGUAGUGCGCUCGUCUCAGCGGGAUUUACGAGAUCAUGAUCGUCGAGGCCUGUUGUGGCUACUGGAUGAGGAAGCCAUCUAUCCAAACUUCAACGACGACACAUUCCUUGAACGUUUGUUCUCGCACUACGGCGACCGGGAACAUCACAACCUGCUGCGGAAAUGCUCUGGGCCGCGACAAUUUGUACUCCACCAUCUGCAAGGCACCAAUCCUGUGCUCUAUGCUGUUGAUGGUUGGGUGCGGCAUAGCCGGGAGCACCCGGGUAUUCGGAAUGCUGUAUCCCUGCUACAGGACAGCAGUCGGGAGGAGAUCAACCGCCUGUAUAUCGGCUCACUGACCCGGGGAUCGGGAGCGAUGGUGUUUUGUGGCUCCUUUGCUGGUCUAGAAGGCACUCAGUCACUUCGUCGCGUGUCCAGUAUUCGUCGCUCUUUCACAACGGCCGGAGUGAAGCGCAACUCCAUCAUGCUGCAGGUAAAGUUUACCGUGGAUGGAAUUAUCGACACGUUGCGCCGCACUGGGACUCACUUUGUGCACUGCUAUCUGCUGCAACAUAACGCUGGCAAACACACCAAGUACACCGCCAAUGGAUCGCCCAGCUCAGCUGCCGGUCAGGCCUCCAGUGAGGAGGAAAUGGUCAACGUGCCACUGUUAAGGAGUCAGCUACGUGGCUCACAAGUCCUAGAAGCGGCUCGUUUGCAUCGCCUUGGUUUUCCCGAAUCAGUGCCAUUAUUGGAGUUUAUCAGGCGUUUCGGUCUUUUGGCCGGGGACUUGGGCAGCAAUAAGGAUGUUAGCGUGGAGCAAAUAUUAGCUGUUAAUGAACUGGAUGUAGCCAGCUAUCGCAUUGGACCUAGUCAGAUCCUCUUCCGCUCAGGAGUCCUUAGUGAUCUGGAAGCCAAGCGCGAUGUCCUGCUCUCAGAUCGCAUUAUACAGCUGCAAGCUUUCUGCCGCGGCUAUUUGGCCCGCAAGAAGAUGUCCCAACGACGAGUUCAGGAACUGGCAGUGCGAUGCAUUCAACGCAAUGUGAAGGCAUUCCUUGCCGUUCGCGACUGGCCUUGGUGGCGUCUCCUGGUGCGGGUCACUCCCCUGCUCAACGUUCAUCGCACCGAGGAGCAGCUGAAGACGGCUAACGAGGAGCUGCUAAUGCUGCGAGCCAAGCUGGAGAAGAUCGAGUGUGAUCGCAGCGAGGUCAAGGCGGAAAACCAAAAGCUGGAAGCCAAGCUAUCCGAGCUGACGGUGGACCUGGCCGAGGAGCGAUCUACGGCUCAUAUAGCCACCGAGCGGCUGGAGGCGGAAACCGCCGAACGUUUGAAGCUGGAGAAGGAGCUGGGUGAUCAAGCCAACAAGGUGAAGAACCUUCAGGAGACGACGGAGAAGCUGGAAAUGGAGCUGAUAUGCGCCAAGUCCGAUCUGAAUGGCAUCUCUGAGGACGAGGAUGCAGAGAACGAGGACGGUGUCGGCGGCGGAGUCUACAAGCUGAAGUACGAGCGGGUGGCCAGGGAGCUGGAGUUCACCAAGAGGCGAUUGCACACGCAGCAUGAGCACGAUCUGGAACAGCUGGUCGGGCUUAAGAAGCAAUUGGAGAAGAAGCUUUCCGAUGCCUACGAAGAAGUUGAGGAGCAACGUCAGGUUGUGGGCCAAUGGAAGCGCAAGGCACAGAAGAUGACCAACGAGAUGAACGAUCUGCGCAUGCUGCUCGAGGAGCAAAAUGCGCGCAACAAUUUGCUCGAGAAGAAGCAGCGCAAGUUCGAUGCCGAGUGCCAGUCCCUGCAGGACGCGUCGCGUCAGGACCGGCAGGCCAAGGAGCGCUACGGUCGCGAAAAGGACGUCCUGCAGGCCGAGAAGUUCACUCUGGAGCAAACGCUGGCGGACACCCGUCUGGAUCUUGACCUCAAAGAGGAGAAACUUGCAUCACUGCAACGCGAGCUGGAGGAGAUGACCUUUGGUGGUGGCACCGAAGAGGAGUUCGCCCAACUGCGGCGCUCCAAGAAUGAAACAGAGCGUCGCGCCAAGGAGCAGGAGGAGGAGCUGGACGAGAUGGCCGGACAGAUACAGCUGCUCGAGCAAGCAAAGCUUCGCCUGGAAAUGACUCUAGAAACAAUGCGCAAGGAAGCGCGCCGUGAGUCGCAGCAGCGCGACGAAGAGCUGGAAGAAGUGCGCGGUAACGGCUACAAGAAGAUUAAAGCCCUUGAGUGUCAGCUGGAAACUGAGCACGAGGAGCGUACUCUGCUGCUGCGCGAGAAGCACGAGCUGGAGCGGCGACUCUCCUCCAUGGAGGAUCGCGAUCGUGUUGAUCGCGACGCCGAUGAAGCGCUCAACCAAAAACUGCGACGGGAUCUUCGCAAGUACAAGGCCCUGCUCAAGGACGCCCAGACACAGUUGGAGCGUCUUAAGGCUGACACUCCUGGCAAGACGCUUAUAAGACAACUGCGUAACCAACUGGAGGAUGCCGAGUCUGCUCGUUCCCUGGCUAUGAAAGCGCGACAAACAGCGGAAGCAGAACUUACUGAAGUACAGGCCAUGUUCGAGGAGUCGCAUCGAGCUAGGAAUGACGCGGAAGAGCGAGCCAAUGCGGCACACAGAGAUCGGGCUGAGCUGCAGGCCCAGAUUGAGGAGAACGAAGAGGAGCUGGGCGAGCUGAUGAAGAAGUACAGUGCCACAGUAAAGCAACUGAACACAGAGCAGAUCAACGUAUCCGAGGCUGAGUUUAAACUCAAUGAAAUGGAGGCAGAGCGCAAUAACCUCAAGGAGCAGGUGGCCGAGCUGCAACACCGUCUGGACAACGUUGAGAACUUAGGGGAUCCAUCUAUGGCCAUGAUGUCUAAGCGACUGGAGCUGCGCACCAAGGAAUUAGAAUCCCGGCUGGAAUUAGAGCAGGCCACUCGGGCUCGUCUUGAAGUGCAGGUAAACCGUCACAAAGAGGCCCUGGAAAAACUGCAGAACGAGGUGACGCAGUCAAAGAUGCGUGAGAUGCAGGCCCAGGAUGUAAUCAAAAAAUCGCAAAAGAGUCUGCGCGACAUGCGCGAAGAGUUCCACGCCGUCUCCAGUCGCGAGCAGGAGUCGCUCACGCGGCGCAAGGACCUCGAGAAGAAGAUGGAGCAAAUGGAGUCGGAGGGAGCGGCGCUUAAGAACGAUCUGCGACUGGCUUUACAGCGAAUAGCUGAUUUACAGCAGGCUAUGGAGGAAGAGGGCGAGGAGGAGCUCAGCGAGAGUGAUGAAAGUCUCAGCUCGGUGGGCUCUAUCAGCGAUCUGGAGGAUCGACUUCGGCCAGUUAAUGUGAAACGCAGGUCACAGCAGUCCUUGAACGGCAGCAUCGGCGGCGGAGGCGGCAGCGUUGUCAGCUCCACCCGCACCGUGGUGUUUGAAAAGGACGACAACAGCCCGAGAAUAACAGUGACGUCGCCAUCGUCGCCACACAUUCAUAAGCUGGCACUGGCGGCCAAAGCCAUACCGGCCCACAAACCGGACACAAAACCUGCAGCGUCUACCAGGAUGGAGUUAACAGUGCCAGCGGGCCAGCAUAAUGGCCAUAAUGCCUAGCAGGCCAAGCCGUAGAUCCAUCCAUUGUUCGGGGCAUGUCCACCUGGGGCUGCAGCUUGUAAUUUGUAACUUUUAUUUUUUGGAUAUUUAUUAGUUGUUUAUGAUUAUUAUUUUAUUACUGUUUAGUUCAAUACGUUUAACUAUUUAUUAUCGAAAUAUAGCUACAUGAUAAUAUUUAAUAUAAAACCCAAUAGGCAUUUGAAAACAAUGCUGACUUGUAGUUAAUUUAAUUUGCGCGACAGUCCCUAUACAAAAAGUGAUUAACAUGUUUUAUCUCUCUCAAAAACAAAACAAAAAACAAAAACAAAACUGAACUAACACCUAUAGAAUUUAGUCCAUUAUCCUAUAGCCAACUUAAAUAAAAUUAGUUAAACGCGUUUCAAAAUCAUAGGCAAGUGUAUGCAAAUACAAUAAAUUGAAUAUUUAAUCAAAUGCGAGUAUUUUACAAAUAACUCAUAUUCUUAUACGAAUCAUCAUCCCCUUCACAACAUCAGUAAUUAAACGACAUCAUUAGCUUCAUUCAUCACAUACAGAAACAAAA
Messenger RNA from Drosophila yakuba, 7311 nucleotides. It is a transcript of the gene Mhcl, whose product is annotated as unconventional myosin-XVIIIa. Bases 186 to 6770 code for a protein of 2194 amino acids. The record is from RefSeq and is a predicted model, not a curated record. Gene Ontology annotation, molecular function: protein binding; cytoskeletal motor activity; ATP binding. Gene Ontology annotation, cellular component: myosin complex. The transcript is spliced from 18 exons. NCBI's taxonomy places the organism in Eukaryota, Metazoa, Arthropoda, Insecta, Diptera, Drosophilidae.